Molecule: messenger RNA, 4217 nt
Organism: Schistocerca americana (American grasshopper)
Lineage: Eukaryota; Metazoa; Arthropoda; Insecta; Orthoptera; Acrididae
Exons: 13
Coding region: 92-1753 (553 amino acids)
Source: RefSeq, a predicted model, not a curated record
GCGUGACGCGUGGGGGCGGCCGCCGCAGCCCGGCUGGGAGCGCGAGAGCAGCACUGGCCUUUAUUCGUUUGUGGACUCCUUCAGCCAGUCGAUGCAGGUCCUGGGCAGCCGUACUGCGGACGACGCGGUGGGUAUCGGUGCGGAUGAAGUGCCCCCGGAUGCGUCUCCUGUCGGAUUGCCGGCGGUGCCGUACCCCGUGGCCGACUCUGUGGGGCUGCAGGAGCUGCAGAACGCGAUGGGGGCCACGGACGAGGAGAUGGCCAUCCUGCAACAGCUGGGGGGCGAGGGGCCCAUCUGGGUACCUGGCAAGGGCGAGGCUUCGGACCUGCUGUCUGCACCCAAGGUAGAGGAGGAGGAGGAGGAGGAGGAGGAAGAGGCGGACAUUGUGGACCUGGACUGCCAGCGGAGCACCCCAGACAUGUCGUCCGUAAUAGUCUCCUGCGGGGGCGGCGAGGGUGCGGCUGAGGCGGCGGUGCGUACCAGCGGGGCUCCGGCGGAAGUCGGCGAAUCGGUUCCGGACGCCUCCGGCCGGCACGCCGUCUCUGCGCCUAGAGCUGCCGCACCUGCUGCGAAGGUUUCUGCUAAAAGGAAGAGGCAGCGCCGGACGCGGCCGGCAAAAGCGGCCGGCAGCGGCGGGGAGAACCUGCUGGCGGCGUACGAGGAGAAGGAGAUGGUGUGCCCGUCCUGCCACCGCUUCUUCCUGGGCGUCUCCGCCCUGCAGCAGCACGUGCGAGUGGCGCACGACGGCCGUGUCGACCCCGUCAAGAGAAGGAAAAAUCACUGUUCCACGGUCAGCGGCCCGUCCGAGUGCGUCGCGGCCUCCGCGCUGGGUACGCCUGCCGACUCGCCGCCCCGGCUGGUCUGCCCGCACUGCCGCGAACUGCUGGUCGGGAGGGACGCUCUGGUGGCUCACGUCGCCGAGGACCACCCGGGCAGCGCGGUGCCUACCGACUUCGCCACGUUGACGGCGCCGCCGAACAGCAGCAGUGAAUCGGUGGGACUGAAGACGCACAUCUCGACGGCUCUCGGAGGGCUGCUGGACCGAGCCCUCAACAACCGGCCGGAGAAGGGACCCGGCUCAGGUGACUCCGCCAGCCACCACCGUCGGAGCCGACAGACACCAGUCGUGCCGCCGAAGCUGACGGCCCCGCGAUCUGAACCCGAGACCGAGGCCGGGUCGUCGUCGUCGUCGGGCCGGCCGCGACGCGUGUACGACACGGAGCUCGCCAGGCGGGUGUGGCAGCAGUUGAGUUCGAGGCAGCCCCCCACCGAGUUGGAACUGCAGCGCGCGACCGCGAGUGCCGACGGUUCGAGCAGCAGAGUGUUCGCAACAGGCACAUGGUGCAGGCGCACAAGAACGAGAUCAUCACCUCCAAGGCGACACAGUUGGAGCCCGACGCCAACCCGGAUGACGUAUCUGCCAGUGAAGACUCCGACCACAGUGGGAACUGACCGACUCACAUCUCCAAAGCGGGAGAUCGAGGCCGUAUUUGUUGAAGAAGCAGCUCCGUUUCUGCACAAGUGUGAGCUGCCCGACAGCCUCGAUACCACGCGGGAUCCCCUGAGCAUCGAGGAAGAGGGUGGUGCACUUGGUAAUGAUCCUCUUCCCAUUUGUGAUCUGCAGAGAAUUAAGAAAGAGGUUCUUGAAGAAGAUCCAGUAGCAGUCUCAGGGUUCGGUGUCCUUAUUAAACAGGACCCAGACUUAUAUUUAGGAGUGGAUGCAACUGAGAAUAAAGUCUACUCAAAUUUCUGACAGGAACAACAGUGCUUCAUUCGAAGAAAGUUGUCUACAAAAUAUUGCCCGUGACGAGCUGGCGACGGAAGUCGACACACUUCAUCACUUGCCGUGUUCCGACACAAAGAAUUGUCUCGCCAGAGGAUAAUUCCUUCUGCAGUACAGAUUGUAUGAGCGUGGUGAACAGUAGCUUUUGUCUCCAGCCGCAGUUCGUGCCUGCAGAGCUUUUCACCAAAUACGGCCUCCUAAUGCGUGUACUCACUCACAUUGAUAAGGUAGAGUUACUGUUACUCGUCUGUAGCUACUGUGUGAAGUUUUUCUCACUGCACUCGAGGAUGUAAAACACAAGACAGGACAUCAAUGCAAUAUUUGUAAUGGUGUGGUUUGUUGUGUGUGGUUUGUUGUGUGUGGUGAAUCUACCAUUCAUUGCAACAAUAAGCAAAUAUAUUUAUAUUGUCGAACUCUAGUUUUGUAUCGAGUGUUUGAUUUUGUUAUCUUUGUUUUGUGGGCAAUAAUAUGAUAAUAUUAGAAUAAUGGUUACCACGAAUGCUUCAGCUCUUAACCCCUAGCUUGCGUGUGCGCGCAUAGAGGGUGAAUUGAAUUAAACUGGAACAUUUAUUUGAGAAAAACACUGUACUGCCCAAAUUAAGUCCCAGGACAUCUCCUGGGUGCUUUCGGUAAAUAAAAUAUGUUUCUUGUAUUACAUGAAGUAUAAUAAUAAUUCUUUCUUUCUCAACUCAUGUGGUAAGUCUCACCUGACACGUUGUUCUGGGUGACUUUUUCCGAAAUGUGUCCCUUUUUUUAGACCUCUCGUGUCCUUUCUCGUCACCCUUCUUCUUUCCCUUUCAGACCUUCUGCCUGAAGGAGGAGUCACUGGCUCUGAAAGCUUGCUUAAUUAUAACCUUCUUUUAUGUGUGUUUUCUGCUGCCACUCGGUGAGCAGAUUUUUCGUCUAUUCGAUUACAUUAUAUUGUCAAAAAUUGUUUUCAUUGUUAAAUAAACAAAUGAGUACUAAUUCGUGCUAUAAGCUCCUCACAUAUUUGAAUUUCGUCUGGUCAAAUAACCCGUUUUUCUUGCAUAAAUUAUGUAAUUGGUCUCAUUUCCUCAACAUUAUGAUGAGUUGUAUUGAAGAUGUGCAGAGACCACAUUUAGUUAAGUUCACCCUUAUUUGGUGCUGCAUGUUGUAACACCUCCGAUUUAUGUAUCCCGCUCGAUCGGGAUCUGAAUAGCAGCCCAAAUAAAUAUUAAUUAAUGUGACCGUGUACCUAAUGGGGCUGGCAAUCGGAUUUGACUGCUACGGAGUUGUUACAUUCCAUUUUGUCCUUCUCGAAUGCUGUAAUAAUGAAAUGUCUGGUAACAAGAAGAACAACAACACAGCUUCUUUAAUCAAUAACCUAUAUUCGUCACUAAAACACAAGAAAAACGAGACAGCCACUGCCUUCGUCAUACAUAAUUAAUUACGGCUAAUCUCAGCACAGGCCUCUUUGUUAUUCAUUAUUGUCACACGCAAAUGCAAUCACUGCAAUCCAAAUUAUGACGGCGCGGUAGACACGAAACCAUAAAUAUCGGCACAGAAAUAUCACUGAUCACUCUCGUAAUUGUACGUCUUCACUUUGCCGUAUUAUUCUAACACAAAGGGGUUAAACCGCGGCGAUGGCCACUCCCUUUGUCGGUCAGCCUCGUAUUACCGCAACAGGCCUCCACACGGCUCGGCACGCAACCUGAGAACUCACUCCUCUCUACUCUCGCUCUCGCAACCCGACACUAUCGAUUGUUUGCCCUUUCGACCUGUGCCGAGUGCAAACGAACCCCUUACAAUGUGCAUCCAAUACAGUGAAAUAAAUUGAUUGAUACUUAAACAAGUACGGAAAAAAUAGUGUUAGGUUUAUGUUUUCUUUUUUUAAAAUUACAUUCGUUGUAACUGUUAUCGACAUCGAAUGUUUCGAAGGUAUCUUUGAAAUUAAUCUUGUUAUUGCUCACUUUAAGCUGUAAAUGUUAUUUGUAAAGUAUUUCUGUACAAACAGUUUAAUUUUGCAAAAGAUUUUGCACUAAUAGGACUGAUUUUUGUAAUUUUCUUCUUUAUGUAGAAUGAGUAAAUUGGUUGUUACAUUAUUAUGGAUAUUAUGGGCAUUACUUGAGUAAAAUUAAGGUUUUAUACAAAGUGGUUCUUAUACAAUCAGUAAAUUUCUGACAGCUCAUGACACACAGCCUUCCUCGGCCUUGUCCGAAAUCCUGACACAUACUCACAAGAAAGCCAAAGACUUCCCAGCACCAGCCAAAAGUUCUGAAGAUGGCUUGCACAUAAGCCGAAACUGGUUAAUAAAGAAGUGUUAUUGCGAUUGCAACUGCUCAUUUUAAUUUUAAUUCCUUCUCUUUACCAUCCUAUCAGCUGCAGUUACCUUUACUUACUACAGGGUAUAUUGUUAAUAAACAUUAGAUUUUGCAUGUCUGUAUUUCUGAAACUAAUAAACAUAUACAGUGAA